UAGGAAGCUAGGAAUCCCCAGCGUCGUUUGCGUACACAGACAAAUAACAUGGCAGAACCUUCUGAAAAAGCAUAUUUAAACUUUCAAAAUAUACUUCGAAUAGUCUAAAUAUUCAACUCGUUUCCAAGGAUUACGAGGUAUUUUUUUGUGCUUUGCAGCCGAUAUAAACCCCAUGGUUAUGGAAUUAUGGCACGAGCUCCUGGGCACUUCUGCGCCGUCCCGUGUCUGCAUUCUGGCCUUGACAGUAUUCGUGGCCGUCUAUUAUCUAAUGCACACAUUUCGCAAACACCAGGAUUUCUCCAAUAUUCCUCCUGGUCCUAAACCAUGGCCAAUAGUUGGAAAUUUCGGCGGGUUUCUGGUUCCCAAUUUCAUCUGGAGGAGGUUUGGAGGCUGGGGAGGGAAGGACGUCCCAAAGUCAAAGACACGAGCUCUAAUUUCGCCUCAAGUUAUUAUCACGGAACAAGCUAAGGUUUACGGUAACAUAUACAGUAUGUGGGUAGGGAGUCAGCUGGUGGUAGUACUGAACGGAUAUGAAGUGGUCAGGGAUGCCCUCUCAAACCGGGCAGAUGUGUUCUCCGACAGACCAGAGAUUCCCACCGUUACCAUCAUGACAAAGCGGAAAGGCAUCGUUUUUGCACCUUAUGGACCAGUAUGGAGAAGGCAGCGCAAGUUCUGCCACACCACGCUGCGGAACUUUGGCCUGGGCAAGUUGAGCCUGGAGCCCUGUAUCCUUGAGGGGCUGGCUGUGGUCAAAUCUGAGCUGCUGCGUCUCAGCGAGGAAGAUACUGAGGGUUCAGGAGUGGACCUGACCCCUCUGAUAACUAACUCUGUGUCCAACGUAAUCUCCUACAUCGCCCUGGGCCAGCGCUUCCACCACACUGACCUGGAGUUUGGCGCCCUGCUGGACCUGAUGGCCCGCGGCCUAGAGAUCAUCGCCAACAGCGCGGCGGUCCUCAUCAAUGUCUUCCCCCUGCUCUACUACCUACCCUUCGGUGUCUUCAGAGAGGUACGGCAAGUGGAAAGGGACAUCACUGCCUUCCUGAAGCAGAUCAUCACCAGACACAGAGAGACGUUAGACCCAGCCAACCCCAGAGAUCUCAUAGACAUGUACCUGGUAGAGAUGCUGGCCCAGGAGGCCGCUGGGGAGACGGACAGUAGCUUCUCAGAGGACUAUCUAUUCUACAUCAUAGGAGACCUCUUCAUCGCUGGUACUGAUACCACCACCAACACAGUGCUGUGGAUGAUGCUCUACAUGGUCGUAUAUCCAGAUAUCCAAGAGAGGGUGCAGGCGGAGAUCGAUGCAGUGGUGGGCCCAGACAGGGUCCCGUCUCUCACUGAUAAAGGCAGCCUGCCGUUCACGGAGGCCACCAUCAUGGAGGUGCAGAGGAUGACUGUGGUGGUCCCCCUGGCCAUCCCUCACAUGGCCUCAGAGACCACAGAGUUCCGUGGCUAUACGAUCCCUAAGGGCACAGUGAUCAUCCCCAACCUGUGGUCUGUCCAUAGGGAUCCCACUGUGUGGGAGGAGCCAGACGACUUCAACCCCUCUCGUUUCCUAGACGACCAGGGGAAUCUCCUGAGGAAAGAGUGCUUCAUACCGUUCGGAAUAGGACGCAGGGUGUGUAUGGGCGAGCAGCUGGCUAAGAUGGAGUUGUUCCUGAUGUUCACCAGCCUGCUGCAGGCCUUCAGUUUCAGACUGCCCGAGGGUCUGGCCCCUCCUCCCAUGCACGGGCGCUUUGGCCUCACCCUGGCCCCCUGCUCAUACACUGUGACUGUGAGGCCCCGGCGGUGAGGCCACCAGACGAACAACAACCGCUGACACUGUAAUUAAGCCAUAAGGCACAAGAGGAAGUGGUGUAUCAUGAAUACAGUCACAGGUAAACGCGUUAGUUGGCCCGAUGCGACAGCAUCAGCCAGUCAACACAUUUGUCUGUGACUGUAUUCAUGAUACUGCCUCGUGCCUUAUUGCUUUUAUAAAACUGUUACUAAAAUAACAAUUAAUUACAUAUUUUAAUUAAAACAGUAUUUUGAUAAGUCAUGCUAUUUAAUUCUUCCACCAGAAGAUGGUGGAAUCAGGUUUUUAGUAAUUUCUGUCAUGUUGCUACCGAUGCCACCCAGUCUUCAUUUUUUUUUGCAUAGUUGCUAUGCAAAGGUACCGGGAGUUCAUUCUAAACAAAAUGGCUGCAAUGCAGGGGGACCAUGUCUGUUCCAAGAACCCUAUGUUCCCAGGGCCUAAUGUUCCCAGGGCCCCAUGUUCCCAGGGCCCCAUGUUCCCAGGGCCCCAUGUUCCUAGGGCCUAAUGUUCCUAGGGCCUAAUGUUCCCAGGGCCCCAUGUUCCCAGGGCCCUAUGUUCCCAGGGCCUAAUGUACCCAGGGCCUAAUGUUCCCUCACCCAUUUUUUUCCUUCAGCUCUAUCUUCUAAACAAGGCAACAAUAAAUAUUAAAGACAAAAACCUUCUGUCAUGUAAUAAAAUAUUUUACAUAGCUUAUAUUUUUCAUACCCUUUGUAUUUUGGUGCAUUAAUCCACUGUUACUGAUGGCCAGUAUUCUGUUACAUGUUUUUGAAAUAUGUAUUUCAAUUACUUGAGUAUUUUGUCAUUUGUAUUUCACUGGACUGAAAUAAGUUUAAAAAUCUAAAAUUAUUUUGAAUAUCUAUUGCA
This is a messenger RNA of Oncorhynchus tshawytscha (Chinook salmon), 2656 nucleotides long. It is a transcript of the gene cyp2u1, whose product is annotated as cytochrome P450 2U1. The record is from RefSeq and is a predicted model, not a curated record. Gene Ontology annotation, biological process: xenobiotic metabolic process. Gene Ontology annotation, cellular component: intracellular membrane-bounded organelle; cytoplasm. Bases 173 to 1789 code for a protein of 538 amino acids. NCBI's taxonomy places the organism in Eukaryota, Metazoa, Chordata, Actinopteri, Salmoniformes, Salmonidae. The transcript is spliced from 6 exons. Gene Ontology annotation, molecular function: heme binding; oxidoreductase activity, acting on paired donors, with incorporation or reduction of molecular oxygen, reduced flavin or flavoprotein as one donor, and incorporation of one atom of oxygen; iron ion binding.